UCUCGGAGCUCAUUUAAGCCCACACUCUCUCUUCAGUUUUCACACUUCGCCUCCAUUUUCUAAAACCGACGCCCUCAACCGGGACGAUCCACGGCCAACGUUCUCCGGGCUCAUUUCAGUGGCCAGAUUUCUCCCACGUCCAUCCUCAUGGAUGAAGAUUGGUGACAAAUGAAUGAUCAACAGGGAACACAUUCAACAAAAACUAUUAGUGAGGCUAGUGGGAGUGGUAGGAAGACCUGGCAACAGAAUGGUCUUGGUCGAGCAAGGCAUGGAACACUUCGUGGAGGUCCCUAUGCAUAAGACUAAAAAUAUUGUGAACUAAGUAAAUUAAAUGGAGGAUACCAAGAAACUUCUGCUGGUGGAUGGUGGCCCCAUAAAUGAAAAGUUGAAGCUAGCUACACAAAAUCUACAUUAUGUCAAUGUACUGCCAUCAGUUGGCUUGAAUGUCGAUAGCAUAUUGCUGCAAGACACAUUAGUGAUGUCCAGUGAUGCUGUUAACAGGAUUGUUGAGCGAAUGCAUACUCCAAUAAACCGCUGAAUGAGAAUUUCUCUUGAGUUUUUCUUUGAGUUUUCUCUUGAAAAAGGAUGCCUUUCAUUUUGCUCAAAGCAGCUGAGAAAAAAAAAAAGAAAAGAGAGAGAAUCCCAAAAAUUUGCAUGUUGCCUCAUGAUAAAAUUUUCAAAUGCAUCGCUGGAUGUAUAUUUCAUUUGUAUCAACAUUCCACAUUCGGCUAUGAUUUUUGCAGUUCAAAUUUGGUGAGCCAGAGAACUGAGUUUGUUACUUUAUUCUAUUUAUGGUAGUAAUAGGUUUUUUUGCCCUUAAAAAAAAGAUUUGCGGCAUUGCAUUCCUGACACACGAAUUUUUAUUCCACUAGAAAGAUGGUACUGGUGACUCUGAAUUGCUUGGACAUAGAUUUCUUUAUCGUACUAGCAAUGCAUAACCUAUGCCAAUGAAAGGUCAAAAAUAGUUCUGGGGGUUUGGUCCUUGUGUUCAAAUCAUCAUUAUGUUCAAGCCCACUAGCCACUCUGAAGGGGUAACUUGAUGUAGAAUCAUUCAUGGCACCCGGUAUACGAAACUUUGUACUUUUAACUUUUCUGCUUUCUAAUACUAUAUUAUAUAAGCCGAUUAUGCACUUAGGCUUAUAAAUAAACUAUGCUAAAAUCUCACUCACACCAUUUCUAAGCCUCUUUUUCUUUCCAUGCCCAUUGACUGAAGCAGUGAAAUGUGACUGACUGUGACUGUGAGCAUCCCAAUUCCCAACAAGUGUGGGUCUCAACUCUUCUAUUACGGGAAAAAUGAAAAAUGGGUUAAGAAAUGGCCAAUGCAAACGGAUAUGGCCCUAUGGAGAACGUGGCAUCAUAUAAUUAGCCAGACGGAAAAGACAAGAAAGAGAUGAAAAUCUAGCAUGCUCUGAACGGGUUAAAUAAUUUACAUUAUUGUUAUUAGUAGAUGUUUUUUAAUAAAAAUAAAAAUGAAAUCACUGUCCAGAGAGUACUUUCUUGUCUGAGUUGUCGCUACUCUCUCUCUCCCAUGACGGGAUCUUAGGCACUGAUCUUGACCGGAGCUCAAAACCCUAGCUUCCAUGGCAAAAACAAGACCUGGGCUCUCUCCUGCCAGGCCCAAACCAGGAAAGAAGGACCUCGACUCUUACACCAUCAGAGGCACCAACAAAGUUGUCAGAGUUGGGGAUUGUGUUCUAAUGCGUCCUUCCGACACUGGUAAGCCCCCCUAUGUGGCACGAAUUGAGAAAAUUGAAGCGGAUAGCAGGAAUAAUGUGAAGGUUCGAGUGCGAUGGUAUUAUCGUCCAGAGGAGUCACUUGGAGGAAGGAGGCAGUUCCAUGGAGCAAAGGAGCUCUUUUUAUCUGACCACUAUGAUGUGCAGAGUGCUCACACCAUUGAGGGGAAGUGCAUUGUUCAUUCUUUCAAGAACUACACCAAGCUGGAGAAUGUUGGGGCUGAGGAUUACUAUUGUAGAUUUGAGUAUAAAGCUGCUACUGGAGCCUUUACACCUGACCGAGUUGCCGUGUACUGCAAAUGUGAGAUGCCAUACAACCCUGAUGAUCUCAUGGUGCAAUGUGAGGGCUGCAAGGACUGGUAUCAUCCUGCUUGUGUGGGCAUGACAAUUGAAGAAGCAAAAAAGUUGGUUCACUUUCUGUGUUCUGAAUGUUCUGAGGAUGGUGUCAAAAGAUUACAGAAUGGAUUUCAUGCAUCACCAGUAUCUGAUGCAAAGGUGGAGCCUAAACGACGGAAGAGAUAAGUAAACCAUGGGUAAAUUUUGUUGCAUGAGAGGAGAAGACUCUUUAUGCAUAUUUAGCUUCUUGUGUGAGUUGUAUAGUGCAGAG
Molecule: messenger RNA, 2340 nt
Organism: Durio zibethinus
Lineage: Eukaryota; Viridiplantae; Streptophyta; Magnoliopsida; Malvales; Malvaceae
Source: RefSeq, a predicted model, not a curated record